This is a messenger RNA of Podarcis lilfordi (Lilford's wall lizard), 339 nucleotides long. The record is from the annotation of a GenBank genome assembly. Lineage: Eukaryota; Metazoa; Chordata; Lepidosauria; Squamata; Lacertidae.
AUGUUUUCAAAUAAUUUGACGUCAGUAUUUCUGAACUUGUCCAUAUUGCUAUGUAUAUAUUUAACAUUACCAGUGACGGUAGCCGAAGGUGAAAGAUCCUUUUCGAAAUUAAAAUUAAUAAAAAAUUAUUUAAGGUCAACUAUGACUCAAGAAAGAUUGACCAACCUAGCCAUGAUCAGCAUUGAAAAGGAAGUAGCAGUCGAUACUGACAACCUUAUCAAGGAUUUCCCUGCUCUCUGCCUGGACCCUGAUGCUGGGCUGCAAGACCGCACUGUAAAUGAUCACAUUUCCCAAAUGUCUGAUAGCCAAGUUCCACAACUUUUCACAGGCUGGGAGUAG